GCAGGAGCGCCUCCCGUUUAGGCGCGCGAGGAAUUUCAAACGUCCGGGGAGGGCGAAAAGGAGCGGGGCUUAUAAAGGGGGAGGGGGAAGGCGGAUGAAUCAGGCGUCGGCGCCGCUGGUGCCGCCCGGCGCGAUCGCCGCUUGGCGCAUAACGGAUCUGAGCCACGGCAAAUUGGUGCCCUAAAUAAAGUUUUGCUGAGACGUUCUCUGAUUGGCUGCUGAGGUUGGACCACGCCCCUCAUCUGAGGGGCGGAAUCGCCGGGUGAGCCUCCAUGGCCCAGGACCUGGUGACGCUGCAAGCCGAGGUGGAUCGACUGGCAGCCGAAUUGCGGGAGGCGACACAGGAGAAGGUCCAGGCGGCGGAAUACGGGCUGGCUGUGCUGGAGGAGAAUGGCGAGCUCAAGCAGCAUUGUGGUGAGCUGGAAGGUCAGCUGGAAAGUAUGCGGUUGGAGAUGACCCACAUGAAGGAGGCCCUGGCAGAGUCGCACAGCGUUCAGAAAAGGGCCGCAGCCGACGGGGAGAGCCGAGAAGAGCAUCUUCUACGAGAGGCGGCCUCCAAGGAGGCUCGCUUGAACCAGUACAUUGAGGAGCUGCAGGGGGAUGUGAAGCACCUGAGAUCCCAACUGGAGAGCAGCGUGGUGGAGAGCAAAGGGCUCAGGGUGGCCGUGCAGGACCUGAGGAAGGUAACUUGGCAUGGACAGAGAACUGGGCCGUUGCUCUGUGGGUUCUCUACAGUGUUGCAAACCUGCCGAGCAGCGUUGCUCUGACCGUUCGCUAGCUGCUGCAAGCCCUGUUUUAACCUGAGCAGGUCUGGCAGCAGCAAAAUCGGGACCCUUGGCCUGGGCUGAA
This is a messenger RNA of Sphaerodactylus townsendi, 849 nucleotides long. RefSeq names its product protein bicaudal D homolog 2-like. The coding region runs from base 273 to 767 and encodes 164 amino acids. The transcript has 3 exons. Gene Ontology annotation, biological process: microtubule anchoring at microtubule organizing center; protein localization to organelle; regulation of microtubule cytoskeleton organization. Gene Ontology annotation, cellular component: cytosol; Golgi apparatus. Lineage: Eukaryota; Metazoa; Chordata; Lepidosauria; Squamata; Sphaerodactylidae. The record is from RefSeq and is a predicted model, not a curated record. Gene Ontology annotation, molecular function: dynein complex binding; cytoskeletal adaptor activity; dynactin binding.